AGAAGCAACAUUUUAAGUUUUACACAUUGGCCAUUGCUUCACUCUUUGGCUCUUGCAGUCUUGCAGACCUCAAAACCCUCUCUCCCUCUCUCUCUCUCUCACACACACACACACACACACACACACAAACACUUCCCCUCUCUCUCUCUCUCUCUAAAGCUCUGUCCUUUAGAUGGAAGACGAUGACGAAUUCGGAGAUCUCUACACAGACGUUCUUAGACCCUUUGAAUCGUCCCAAUCAUCUUCUGCGCCGCAGCCCCACCAACCCUCCACCGCACCCCAACCUCACCGUCCGAUCGAUCUCAACCUCCGUAACGAAGAGGACGAGAUCCUAUAUGCAGCUCCUCACUCUAAUCCUUCUCUUCCCCACCCACCGAAUACCCAAACCCUAGCUCCCGCCGACCCUGCCCCCGCCAAUGUGACUAAAGAUGCGGAUUCAGCAGGUGGGUCUAGGGUUUUGGAGGAUAAAGGUGUUGAAUUACCAAAAGUCGAUUCCGUGGAUUCUAAUAUCGGUGGUAAAAGUGUGGAUUUGAUGGACAAGGAUGUCAAUUUCGACAUCGAGGAGGAUAACAAUGAAACUGAUGAUAUGGGUUUGGACCCGGUGAUUCCAGGGCUAUCGGAAACCUUGCCGGUGAAUGAUUCGGCGGUCAAUAUAGGAAACCCGGAAGGUUCUAGACUGGAAGGCGAGAGAGGCGAAGAUGAUUGGGACAGUGACGAUAGCGAGGACGAUUUGCAGAUAGUGUUGAAUGAUAACAACCACGGGCCUAUGGCUAUGGAGAGAGGCGGAAUAGGCGGCAACGCUGAAGGCGACGACGACGAUGAAGACGGGCUCGUUAUUGUGGCUGAUGGUGAGCUGAACCAACCGACGGAAGAGCAAGAGUGGGGUGAAGACGGAGCACAGGCGGCUGAAGGUGAGAGAAAGGAGAUGGGUGAAGCCGGGAAGGCUGUUGGCGGUGGCAGCGUGGUUGCACCCCCCAAAGUUGGGUAUAGCAAUCAUGGGUCUCAUCCAUUUCAUUCUCAGUUUAAGUACGUAAGACCAGGUGCUGUGCCAAUGACUGGACCAGCUACUUCUGGCCCUGGAGGAGUCCCAGGUCAAGUUCGUCCGCUUGUAAAUGUGGGUCCUGUAGUUGGUCGAGGUAGAGGUGACUGGAGACCGACAGGAUUAAAAAAUGCUACUCCACUGCAGAAGAAUUUUCAUUCAGGCUUUGGUAUGCCUGGCUGGGGCAACAAUAUGGGCGGUCGCGGUUUCGGUGGUGGGCUGGAGUUCACACUUCCUUCACACAAAACCAUAUUUGAUGUUGACAUUGAUGGUUUUGAGGAAAAACCUUGGAAAUAUCCUGGCGUUGAUACAUCAGACUUCUUCAACUUUGGCUUAAAUGAAGAAAGCUGGAAAGAUUAUUGCAAACAGCUGGAACAGCUUCGCUUGGAGUCCACUAUGCAAAGCAAAAUUCGUGUUUACGAAAGUGGACGAACAGAACAGGAGUAUGAUCCAGAUCUACCCCCAGAAUUAGCAGCAGCAACUGGCAUUCACGAUUUUCCUGCUGAAAAUGCAAAUCCUGGAAAGUCAGAUGUUGGGCAAAGUGAUUUAGUGAAAGGAUCUGCUCGUCUGCGUCCACCUAUACCAACUGGAAGAGCAAUACAGGUGGAAGGUGGUUAUGGUGAGCGUCUCCCUUCCAUUGAUACCCGACCACCUCGAAUUCGUGAUUCAGAUGCAAUUAUUGAGAUUGUCUUGCAGGAUUCUUUAGAUGAUGAUUCCUCUGCAGGAAAUGGUAUCCCAGAGAAAACUGAAAAUGAUCGCCCUAGAGAGGAUUUUGGUAGAAGUGCUGUUGGUGAAGGAGACCUCGUGCAGGUUGAUAGUGUGUAUUUUGAUGGUUUUCCUGCCCCUUAUAACGACCGAAAGAGGGAGCCGGUUGGAAGAAAAAUUCCAUUCCAUGAUAGCAUACCAGAAGUAGAAGGAAUCUUGCCCUUCCCUCCAGAAGCGCCAGUCCCAUACACGGGUUCUGGGGGAGAGACUCCUAGUUAUCCUGGCGGAAGUUUUGGUUCCACUUUUGAGGAAAGGGGAACACAGGGAAGAGCACGGGAAAGAUCUCCUCAUGUGACUCCUAGCCGGAAUACAAGGGACAAAAAAUUUCUUGACAACCAGAAGGAAGAAUCCGCGGAAAGCAUGGAUGGUAAACGUAGUCCGCUGAUAUCGUCUCCUGUCACAAAUAGGGGUGCCUGCGAGUCAAGUGUUGAGUAUAGAGAUAGUGACCAAGAUGAGCCUGUGCUGGCUGAUGGAAGCUCUGGAAUGGAAAAGGAGGAAAUAGCUACGGUUACUGUAAAUGAUGAACUGCAAGAUGGGCCUCCAAAGCAUAAAAAAUUAAGUUCAAGAGUUGAACAAUCUGCCGAUGAAGAACUCGAUGAUGGCGAGGACUCAAAGGCUGCAAGAAGUAGUGACAACAGCAAAGCAAGAUCUGGAAGCAGCAAGGAUUAUCAGAAGUGGAGGGAUGGGGUUGAGGAGGAAGUCAUUCAAGGACGUUCAACACACAUGGGGGGCAUCAAGAGGCACCUUAAUGAAAAUGAGCAGGGGUUCCAAAGGAAAAACCGUGAUGGUAGACAGGAACCAGAUAGAAGUCACACGGUAGUAAAAGGGAGGGAGGACUCUUAUCCUUAUAAAGACUGGGAUCCUAGCUCUGCUCAUCCAUUGCAAUUGAAAAAUGAUGGGCUUCAUAGGCGAAAGGAAAGGGACAAUCUUGACGGGCCAUGGCAACGGAGAGAUGAUGAACCUUAUGGCAGAAGGAUUAGAACUGAAGAAACAAGGAAGAGAGAGCGUGGUGAUGAAAUGGGAUCCAGGCACAGGAGUAAGGCUCGAGAAAGUGAGCGGAGUGACAAAGAUGAACAUCUUCAGUCAAGAAAACAGUUAGAUAAUGGCAGCUAUAGGGUUUAUCAUGAUAAGGAUGUUGGCUCACGACCCAGGGAAAGAGAAGGUAGUUUGAAGGGUAUGGAUGAUUACCACGGCAAGAGAAGGAAAGAUGAGGAAUAUAUGAGGAGAGACCAUAUAGAUAAAGAAGAUUUUGUGCAUGGCCACAGAGAAAGUACCAGUCGCCGAAGGCGUGAAAGGGAUGAAAUUUUGGAUCAGCGUAAGAGAGAUGACCAGCAGAGAGUUAGAGAUAAUCUUGAUGAUCCACACUCUGUCAGGCACAAAGAUGAAAGCUGGUUGCAGAGGGAGAGAGGUGAUAGGCAAAGAGAAAGGGAGGAGUGGCAUAGGGUUAAACAAUCCCAUGAGGAAAAUAUACCCAAGCGGGAAAGAGAUGAAGGACGAGUUGCUAUAAGGGGUGGGCGUGGUGCAGAAGACAAAGCAUGGGUGGGCCAUCCUAGGUCAAAGGAUGAAAGCAAAGGCUCUGAUAAGGAGCACCAAUAUAAAGACACUGUGAGACACAGUGAACCAUCUAAAAGGAGGGAUAGGGUUGAGGAAGAAAGCUCGAAUCAUAGGGGGCGUGAGGAUGUUUAUGGACGUGGAAAUCAAUUAAAUAAUGAUGAGAAGAGAUCCGGAAAGGAGAGAUCAAGUACUCGUAAUGAACGUGCUGACAACCAAAAGCUCCAUGAUAGAAGACCUAAAGAGAAUACAAGGAAGAAUAAAGAAUCUGAGAUUGCUGAUAACAGCACUACAGUUACUUCCAAGAGACAUCAAGAAGAUCAAAGUGGUCACAGUAAGGAGAUGGGCAUGAAAGGUACCCGUGUGCAAGGAACUGGUGAGGGAAUCCCACAGCACCGUCACUCUUCCAAAAGGCAUAAGGAAGAUGCUUCCUCUGAUGAUGAACAACAGGAUUUAAGAAGGGGUCGCUCCAAAUUGGAACGCUGGACGAGCCAUAAGGAGAGGGAUUUCAGUAUCAACAGUAAAUCAUCAUUAAAGUUGAAAGAGCUUGAUAGGAGCCACAACAGAGGAUCCUCAGAUGCCAGUAAACUUCCGGAAGAAUCUUCCAAACCAGUUGAGGCUGUUGAUAAUCAACAUUCAUUGGUUGAGGAGAAAGAUGCCGGUGAUCAGGAUAUUAAGGAUGCAGACACCAAACAAUUGGAUGCAGACACAAAACCAUUAGAGGACCGGCACCUGGACACAGUUGAGAAGUUGAAGAAAAGAAGUGAGCGUUUCAGGCUUCCAAUGCCAAGUGAAAAAGAAGCAACAACAAUAAAAAAGUUGGAGAGUGAAGUGCUGCCUACCACCAAUAGUGAGACCCUGUGGAAUCUGAGAUUAAACCAGAGCGGCCAGCUAGGAAAAGAAGGUGGAUCAGCAACUGAAUCCAACAUUAAGGAACAGGUUAGUUGGCUGAAUUUCUGUGGCAUGAGGGAAGUUAUGCAUCUCAACUCCCUUGCAGUGCGCAAUCAUUCAGCUUGUUUUGAAAUGGUUUUUGUAGGGUUCCCUAGAAGGCCAUGUACCUCUGCGCUGCAGUAAUAUAAUCUUGUAACCGUGCUGCCACAGCAUACUUAUCAAUGUUUUCUUUUGUAUAUACUGGUGAUUGUAACAUUGAACUGGCCACUAAUGUGGCGCAGGACUGCUUUUAGCAACUAUUCUUAUUUUUGUUGCUCAGGUAUAAUCUUGGCCUAAUUCGAGGGACAUCUAUCAGACCUGGCAAAUGCUGUUCAUUGGAUCCAUGUAGAAGCCAGGCGCCAUGGGAUGCAACACAAGAACUUGAUACAGGCAAGAAGCUUCAAGGCUGAAGAAAAUGAGAGUGAGGAGCCAAUUGACACGAGAGAAGCUUUUCCAAUGUGUUUGGAGAUGACGACCUCACCGGUGAUGGUGAAAUGAAUUAGAACUUAUAUCUGUAUACUGUAUCUUGAUCAAAUUCUUUUACCCCUUUUUCUCUUUUUGGUUAAAAGAAACAGAGAACUGGUGGUGAGCUUGAAACACACGACAUUUGAAACCCAUUUGUAUUUUUGGAACAAGUGAGUUUUAAAAACAACGGAUUAGUAGAAA
Prunus avium (sweet cherry) is the source of this 4951-nucleotide messenger RNA. It is a transcript of the gene FIP1[V], whose product is annotated as FIP1[V]-like protein. Gene Ontology annotation, cellular component: nuclear speck. The record is from RefSeq and is a predicted model, not a curated record. NCBI's taxonomy places the organism in Eukaryota, Viridiplantae, Streptophyta, Magnoliopsida, Rosales, Rosaceae. Gene Ontology annotation, biological process: mRNA processing. Gene Ontology annotation, molecular function: RNA binding.